UCCAAAUCGACCUCGGUUCGCGACCCUUGGGGUUGGCACUCGCAACCGGUGCUGCGGUCCUUCCCCGGGCAGAAUUUCUCGCAAUAGUUCACUUUCUUCGGGUCGAAUUUCUGGCAAUUUCCCGAAAAUAACAAUACAAAAACAAGGAAUGGAAGCAUUUCGUGUCAUUUUGACAUGUUCAAGUCAUUUUUCCUCACUUUGAUGGUGUGUCUCUUCGCAAAUGGGGAAAAAUUCAACCCGAAGAAGGUGAAAUUCUGUAAAAUUUACUGCGGGAGUGACCGACACAGCGCCUGCGAGUGUUCGUCACGCGAUGGACGGCAGGAAUUCGAAUUGGAUAAAAUUGUGAAAUUUCGGGAAUUCGUCGUUAGUGAACAUAACAAAUACAGGGAUUUUUUGGCUUCUGGGAAUGAGACUCGUGGUGGGGCCUCGUCAGCCGCCGAUAUGAUGGUACUUAGUUAUAGUUUAGAGCUUGAAUUUAUGGUCAGAUGUUGGGGCAGAAGUCGCUUUCAUGGUUAUUAUGACAGUUGCAGGAAAAUGUCAAAUGGGAGAAAUGCUGCGCAAAAUAUCGCAGGAAGUGCCACGCAGGACUAUGCUUUCGAAUUGGUGGAAGAGCAAAUCGACAGAUGGUACGGACAAAUCAAAGACAUGACAGCUGACAUUUUCGACUCAUUCAGACUCCGUAAAGACGAAGGGAUCAAAAUCAACCAUUUUACAGCAAUGGUUUGGGGCCAAGCUAACGUAAUUGGUUGUGCCCGAAUUUUUACACAAGAUACGAUAAAAGCCGGUUUUAUCGAUCCGACUUUUCACCAAUCUUUAAUUUGUGAUUAUGGAAUUACAAUUCUCGAAAAAGACACCAGUAUAAAAGGCGUUAAUGUGAAGGGAAGACCGGUUUAUACCAAAGGGAAACCUUGCUCAAAAUGUCCCGAAAAUUUCAAAUGUAACUUGAACUACACUUCGCUGUGUGGGACAAGUGUGGUGCCCAAUGACACCCCCUAUGACUUUAAUGAUUUAAACUCAGCGAUAUGUGUGAAAAAUGCAACAAUUCUGGUUUUAAUGUCUGUACUUUGCUUUUAUUUUAAAUAAAUGGUU
Messenger RNA from Tribolium madens (black flour beetle), 1089 nucleotides. RefSeq names its product venom allergen 5-like. The record is from RefSeq and is a predicted model, not a curated record. NCBI's taxonomy places the organism in Eukaryota, Metazoa, Arthropoda, Insecta, Coleoptera, Tenebrionidae. The transcript is spliced from 2 exons. The coding region runs from base 175 to 1083 and encodes 302 amino acids.